This is a messenger RNA of Mercurialis annua (annual mercury), 1117 nucleotides long. Its product is annotated as bidirectional sugar transporter SWEET10-like. The transcript has 6 exons. Gene Ontology annotation, molecular function: sugar transmembrane transporter activity. The record is from RefSeq and is a predicted model, not a curated record. Gene Ontology annotation, cellular component: membrane. Lineage: Eukaryota; Viridiplantae; Streptophyta; Magnoliopsida; Malpighiales; Euphorbiaceae. Gene Ontology annotation, biological process: carbohydrate transport. Bases 137 to 916 code for a protein of 259 amino acids.
ACAUAUCUAAUUCAUUAAGAGUUUGCUCUUUGAGCAAUUCUCUGCUCUGUGUAAGAGAGUAGUGACUGAGAGUCUGACAUACAUAAACUCUGCUUUUAAUUUCUGAUCUUAUUACCAACCAAUCAGCUAUUCAAGAAUGGCAUUACACUUCACAUUGGCUUUUGUUUUUGGUCUUUUAGGUAACGUUAUCUCAUUUCUGGUCUGCCUUGCACCUAUACCAACUUUUUAUCAAAUUUGCAAGAAGAAAACAAGCGAAGGGUUUCAAUCAAUUCCAUAUGUGAUAGCUUUAUUCAGUGCAAUGCUUUGGUUAUUCUACGCACUUUUUGCAAAUGAUGCCACACUUCUCAUCACUAUCAACUCCUUCGCUUUUUUCAUGGAAACUGCUUAUAUUGCUAUCUACCUUUUCUAUGCAAUCAAGAACGAUCGGAUUUUCACUAUCAAACUCGUGCUUUUGUUCAAUGUUUUUGGGUUUGGAGCCAUUUGUUCUGUAGCAAUGUUCUUAACUCAUGAUGAGAAACGAGUUAAGCUUUUGGGAUGGAUUUGUAUGAUAUUUUCUCUGUGCGUAUUUGCUGCUCCUCUUGCCAUUCUGAGAAAAGUGAUCAAGACCAGAAGUGUUGAGUUCAUGCCAUUCUCUUUAUCACUCUCUCUUACACUGAGCGCAGUCAUGUGGUUCUUCUACGGGUUUCUCAAGAAAGAUCUUUACGUUGCUGUUCCAAAUAUACUGGGAUUCUUAUUCGGUAUUAUUCAGAUGGUUCUUUAUGUGAUUUAUAGGAGGCCAAACAGAAGUGUGGCUGAUCAGGAACAAAAGGCUGAUGAAUUAGCUAAUCAACAGUGCAUUAUUGAAGUUGCAAAGCUGAGCAACAAUGAUCAUGAUCAUGAACAGCAACCCGGCAUAGUAGCCUCGGUCACAGUUUAAUCAAGAACGAGAUGCUUAUGAUAUGAUAGAAAAUUAAGCGGUGUUUAUGUAUUUAAAUUAAUCAGCAAUUUGCAUUUGCUUCUAAUUUCAGUACUUUGCUUGUUUGGUUCGUGAAAUCGACAAGAAAUGUGCUUAUUUCCCUUUCUAUCUUUCAGUAUCUGUAAUUUUAUACAUGUAAAUUUGUAUUAUGUAAUUUGUGUU